Messenger RNA from Setaria italica (foxtail millet), 392 nucleotides. RefSeq names its product probable transcriptional regulator RABBIT EARS. The record is from RefSeq and is a predicted model, not a curated record. Bases 1 to 306 code for a protein of 101 amino acids. NCBI's taxonomy places the organism in Eukaryota, Viridiplantae, Streptophyta, Magnoliopsida, Poales, Poaceae. The transcript has a single exon.
AUGGAAGGUGGCUUCAACAAGGCCGGCUCACCGGAGGCGUCCGGCGAGGGCUCGAGGCGGGCGCCGGCGGCCGCCUACUACGAGUGCUCCUUCUGCAAGAGGGGGUUCACCAACGCGCAGGCGCUCGGCGGCCACAUGAACAUCCACCGCAAGGACCGCGGCGGCAAGUCCGGGGCCGCGCCACCGCAGCAGGACGACGCCGGUGGCUCCCGGACCUACGGCGGCGACGUGCACCUGGGUCUCUCCCUGGGGAGGAAGGAGGAUGUUGAUCUGGAGCUCAGGCUUGGAGGCUAUCCUUAUAACUAAUAGCAGACCUCAUAAUUUGCUAAAGUAGUGGAGCUGCUAUGUGCUGAUUAAUAUAGGUACGAAGCUAAGUCAGCAUGCUACUUGUU